CAAUCACAAAAGUGCCGAAUCCGUGUCUCAACUCAAUCAUAAAAGAAUGGUCUUGCCCAUGCGGCUUUUCUUUGCUCUCUCCCAUUCCUCCUACCCUCGACUACAAAAACACCAAAAUGGCCAAAACCUUCUCCCCAUCAGUAUCAACCAUGAAAGCAUGGCAAUACACCACGACCAAGGGUGGCCUGGAAAAGAAUCUCAAACUCAACCCUUCGACACCCCUCCCAACACCUACUCCCAAUCAGCAUUUAAUUCAAAUCAUUGGGGUAGCGCUAAAUCCUGUUGACUACAAGCUCUGCGAACUGCCUCUCGUCACUCGAUUCCUCGUCUCAAAACCAGCGACCCCUUGCGUCGACUUCGCAGGCUGUAUCGUGACGCCUGCUUCCGGCUCAGAUUUCAAGCCCGGACAAUUGGUUUUUGGAGUCUCGGGCUCGUCGCCGUUGUCUGGUGGUGCGUUAAGGGAAUUCAAUGUUGCGGGAUUGGGAAAUGUUGUUGCGGUUCCCGAGGGUGUGGAUCCGCUGCAUGCUUGCGGUGUGGGAGUAGCGGGCUUGACGGCUUACCAGAGUAUUGUUCCUCGAGUUAAGAAAGGGGGUAGGGUGUUCAUAAACGGUGGAUCGGGCGGAGUGGGUGCUUUUGGGAUUCAGAUUGCGAAGGUUGUGGGGUGUCAUGUGACGACUACUUGCUCGACGAGGAAUGUAGAUUUGUGUAAGAGUCUUGGGGCUGAUGAGGUAGUGGACUAUACCAAGGGAAGUAUAGUCCAAUUUUUCAGAGAAAAAGGAUGGAAAUUCGACCAUGUGGUGGAUAACGUUGGUAGCAACGAGGAGCUUGUUUGGAAGUGUGGAGACUUCUUGAAUCCCGGAGUCGUAUUCAUCAAAGUUUCGGGCGACUUGUCUUUGCAUGGGAUGAUCGAUGGAUUCAAGAGAAAAGUUGUGCCUGGUGCUCUUGGUGGUGUGAAAGGGAAGGUGGAGGGAUUUUGGCCAAAACCGAAGGCGGAAGACCUGGAUCAGAUUGCAGAGUGGAUGAAGGAGGGAAAGGUCAAGGCUGUUAUUGAUCAUACAUUCUCGUUUGAGGAAGCCCCGAAAGCAUUCGAAAAGCUGAAGACUGGAAGAGCGAGAGGGAAGAUUGUGGUCGAUGUUGCUUCUAAGACUUACACGAAGGCGUGGGAGACUGCUUCAUGAUGCUUAGAUAUUUAAUAGAGGUGGAUCAUUAAGUUCGGCGUAAUGAUAUAAUAUAGAUAGAAAUUUUUCAAAUUUUGGAGACGGGCUGGGAGAUGAAAAUUGUGUUACCGUUCUCGUCUACAACGAUGAGGCCCGGAUCACGCUUGCAGGGCAAACUGCGCGUUUAGCGCUAUUUGCGCUAUGAGCGGGAUCCCUUGCAAAAGUUUAUAAUGCAAAUAGAGCGUCCACUUGAGAUGUAGGAGUAAGGACAAAGCUGUAACAGUCAUAAAGGACAACAAAGAUCAAAAUCAAUUAUACUCAG
Molecule: messenger RNA, 1479 nt
Organism: Mollisia scopiformis
Lineage: Eukaryota; Fungi; Ascomycota; Leotiomycetes; Helotiales; Mollisiaceae
Product: putative zinc-type alcohol dehydrogenase-like protein C16A3.02c
Exons: 1
Coding region: 117-1178 (353 amino acids)
Molecular function (GO): oxidoreductase activity
Source: RefSeq, a predicted model, not a curated record